AUGGGCAUGUGCAUGAGCUCGAAUAAUGAGGAGGCAGAUCAGAAAAAGAAGAGCCAAGCCAUUGAUAAACAACUCGAGGAGGACUCCAAGAGGUUACGGAAAGAAUGCAAGAUAUUGCUCCUGGGCUCCGGCGAGAGCGGCAAGUCGACAAUCGUCAAGCAGAUGAAGAUUAUCCACCUCAAGGGCUACUCGGACGACGAGCUCUACAACUACCGCGCCACCGUCUUCAAGAACUUGGUCGAGUGCGCCAAGGCCGUCAUCCACGCCAUGCAGCAGUUCGAACUCGAGCCGCAGCUGGAGGAGAACAAGCGAUAUGCGGAGUUCCUGCUGGAAUACCACGCCGAGUCGGGCCCCCAGGCGCACAUUGACCAGGAAGUCGGCGUCGCCGUUCAGGCCAUCUGGAACGAUCCGGCAAAGGCCCUCCUGAUGGAGCACCAGACCGAAUUCUACCUCAUGGACUCGGCAGAGUACUUUUUCCAGGAGGCUGCGCGAAUCGCGGACCCGGAUUACCUGCCCACCGAGAUGGAUGUGCUCCGUGCACGGACAAAGACGACGGGUAUCUACGAGACGAGGUUCCAGAUGGGGCAGCUGAGCAUACACAUGUUUGAUGUCGGCGGUCAGAGAAGCGAAAGGAAGAAGUGGAUUCACUGCUUCGAGAAUGUCACAUCAAUCAUCUUCUGCGUCGCCCUCAGCGAAUACGACCAGGUUUUGCUUGAAGAGAGUAGUCAGAACCGCAUGAUGGAGAGUCUGCUCCUGUUCGACUCGGUCGUCAACUCGCGAUGGUUCAUGAGGACAAGCAUCAUCUUGUUCCUCAACAAGGUCGACAUAUUCAAACAGAAGCUGCCCAGGUCACCGCUGGGUAACUACUUCCCGGACUACACGGGUGGCAGCGACGUCAACAAGGCUGCCAAGUACCUCCUAUGGCGGUUCAACCAGGUCAACAGGGCACACCUCAACCUGUAUCCUCAUCUCACCCAAGCAACCGACACGUCCAAUGUCCGACUGGUGUUUGCAGCUGUCAAGGAGACUAUCCUGAAUAAUGCCCUCAAGGACUCGGGAAUUCUCUAG
Messenger RNA from Geosmithia morbida, 1068 nucleotides. Its product is annotated as guanine nucleotide-binding protein G(i) subunit alpha. Gene Ontology annotation, molecular function: GTPase activity; G protein-coupled receptor binding; GTP binding. Gene Ontology annotation, cellular component: heterotrimeric G-protein complex. The coding region runs from base 1 to 1068 and encodes 355 amino acids. Lineage: Eukaryota; Fungi; Ascomycota; Sordariomycetes; Hypocreales; Bionectriaceae. The record is from RefSeq and is a predicted model, not a curated record. Gene Ontology annotation, biological process: adenylate cyclase-activating G protein-coupled receptor signaling pathway. The transcript has 5 exons.